Messenger RNA from Didymodactylos carnosus, 2283 nucleotides. Lineage: Eukaryota; Metazoa; Rotifera; Eurotatoria; Philodinida; Philodinidae. The record is from the annotation of a GenBank genome assembly.
AUGAGGUAUCGUUGCUUUGUGCGUUAUUUCACUUCAACUUCGUCAUUGACGAGUCAACUUGAACCGUAUAUACCACCAUCAUGGAUAUCAAAAAAUAUUGAUAAAAAAUAUAUUCCUGAUUAUCGUCUACAUUUAAUUCGUCAUGAAACAUCCAUUGAAGAGUGGCAUUUACCUCAAAUUGAAAAAAAGAUUUAUAUUAAACGUGAUGAUACGAUUGAUGAAUUAGGUUGUGGAAAUAAAUUAAGAAAACUUGAGUUUAUAUUUGCUGAAAUAUUAAAACGAAAUUGUUCACACAUAAUAACAGCAGGUUCUCUGCAGAGUAAUCAUUGUAAAGCGGUAGCAAGCGUUGCUGCACGUUUAGGUAUAAAAACACAUUUAUUAUUAAGAACUGAUAUGAAUCAAUUAGAUAGUGAUCAACUAUUGAAAACAGAAUUUGUUCAAGGAAAUGUACUACUCAACUGGUUAUUUGGCUCAGAACUCUAUUUAAUACCAAAAAAAGCACAAAUUAAAACGGAUAUUCAACCAAGAAUGGAACAAUUAGCAAAAGAGAUUAAAAUGAAAACAAAAGAAGACGCGCAUUUGGUAUCAAUUGGUGGAUCAGAUCCAAUUGGUUUAUUUGGUUAUAUGUCUUGUUUUACAGAAUUAGAACCCUAUUUGGAUAAAUUAAACAUUGAACAUAUUGUAUUACCUUUGAGUAGUGGUGGAACAAUGGAAGGUCUCUCAUUAGCCUCUUAUUUUACCGGACGCUAUAAAUAUUUGAAAAUUCAUGCAUUUGCCGUGUCCGAUAAUCGUCGAGUAUUCUAUGAACAUUUUCAAAAUAUUUUGGAACAAAUUAAUCUACAUCAACAAUUAAAUGUUGAAAAUUUAGUUGAUAUUUGUGAUCAGUAUGUGGGUCUAGGAUAUGGACGUAUGACUAAUGAACAAACACAGUUUAUUAAACAAAUUGCAUCUAAAACCGGUAUUAUUUUGGAUCCCGUAUAUACAGGAAAAUGUCUUUGGGGUUUAAUAGAAGAAUUGAAAGUAAAUCCAAAACGUUUUGAUGGUGGAAAUAUUUUAUUUCUACAUACAGGUGGAAUUUUGGGUUUAAUGAAUCCAACGUAUGGAGAACAGUGGACAUAUACGAAAAUGGAUGAAAAUUAUGAAUUUUUAAUUCCUCCUGAACAUGCUAAAAUAUUUGCCAAAGCACUUCAAGUUCUCACAAAAAUGGGUGAUGAAAUUUAUGUUGAAUUAGUUAAACCUGGUGGAUUGAGUUUUCGUACAUCGAAUUCUUCUCGAAGUUCUUAUGCUUGUUUUGCAUUUCAUCGGCAAUUUUUCUAUGAAUGGCCAAAAGAUAUUUCGAAAAGUUCCAUUCGAUGUCGUGUGUCGGCCAAAAGAUGUUUAUCAGCUGUUCAUGCAAUAUCAUCAUCAAAGUCGUUAACUAGGCUUAUUCUUGUAUUUGACGAUAAAAAAUCAGUACUCUCAUUUAUUUUACAUUGUCGUUACGAUAUUGUUAAAACUCAUACGUUAUUUUAUAUCGAAUGUGAAACAUUACAAGCUGUUUUCUCAAAACAAUCUUACAAAAAUUCGGUUAGUAUUUUAAGUAAAACAAUACAAGAUAUCAUCAAUAAUUUUCCAACAAAAUGGGAUGAAAUAACCAUUAAAGCAACACAAGAUAAAAUUGUAUUUAAAAAUUCAAUGGAAAACGAUGAUGAAAAUCAACAUAGAAUGUCAAUUCAAAUGGCUUGUGAACCAAAUGAAUUUUGCACAUAUGAAAUUGAACAACCAUCAGAAAUUACAUUUUGUCUAAAAGAAUUACGAUUUUUUUUAACUAUGGCUGAUGCAAUUAAUAUUCCAUUAACACUUUUAUUCGAUAAAAAAGGACGUCCAAUUAUAUUUUGUUUUGAAUCUGAUGAAUAUUUUUUUGAUGGAACAUUUGUAUUUGCCACAAUUGCUGGUGAUGAAAAUGAUGAAACGAGUGGAAAUAAUCGAACAGACAAAAAAAGAAAUAAUUCAACAGUAUCAUCAUCGACAAUAACAACAAUCAAUCGAACAGGAAUUAUUCCAAGAAUUCAACAACAAACAAGACUACGAUCACCACCUCCUCCUGCUGUAACACCAUUUAGUCAAUCUUCAUCAACGCCGGAUUUAUCACAGACGCGUUUACCCACACAUAAAUUAUUUGCCGCCUAUCAACAACGUAUAGCCGAAGGUGACACGAGUAUAUUUACAUUGGAUCGUAGUAUGGCACAAACUCAACCGUGUACGACAACAAAAAUAUUAGCAGUUGACAGUGAUGAAGAUUGA